Molecule: messenger RNA, 4189 nt
Organism: Caenorhabditis angaria
Lineage: Eukaryota; Metazoa; Nematoda; Chromadorea; Rhabditida; Rhabditidae
Source: the annotation of a GenBank genome assembly
UUGCCGCGCAAACGCUUCACGAUUGCAUCCUUUUCGAUUUUUGGAACACCUGCGGAUCAAGGUUAGAGGGUUUUUAAGGGAUAUUGGCAUUUUUCGAAGAAGACAGAGUUCUGAUCAUGAUCCUGUUGUCAAAAAAACUUCGUGAUCAGAUAAUUCAUUCAAAAUUUCGGAGAAACUGGAAAAAUGGCGAUUUUUUCGAAUUUUUCAUGGGAUUUUCACAAAAAAACUACUUGUUUUGUAGAUUUUUACCUGCUGAUGACGAUUCUGUUUCUCAAAAGCUACUAAGCUCAGCUUUGAAUAUGAGUUAUGACGUGGAGCGAGUUCACAAGGCUAUAACUACCCCCAAAAAUGGUUAAUUAGCCUUAUGAAACGUCGAACUUUUCCACGUCAUAACUCAUGUUCAGAAAAGUUGUUUUUGACAAUCGGAAUGUUAUCAGAAGGUUGAAAUUUCCGUUCAAGAAGACGGAAAAAUCGCAAAUUAUCAAGGAUUUUCGAACAAAUUUCAAUAGUUUCACAUUGCAGAGGUCCCCCCGAUUCCGGUAGUUUCGGCGCAACGAAGCAGCAGCUCGGACGAGUUGAGAGUUUGGCGGAUAACACGAAGCGGUCUGGUUGAAGUUGCCGCAAAUACAAUGGGCGCAUUUUUGGACAAACCGAAGACGGAGAAGAGCAGCGAAAAUGGCGAGGGAAAUGUGAGCGAAUUAAUCGAAGGGGGAUUAAAGAGGGGCUUUUUGAGCGGGGGAAAAUUGAGAAAAAUUUGAUUUUUUUCAUUAAAGGAAAAUGACGAAAUUAUCAUCAAAGACCUGUGAUUUUCGAAAAAUCUGUUUUCAGGGCAUAAAAUUCGGCGUUUCGUCGAUGCAAGGAUGGAGAAUUGGAAUGGAGGAUGCGCAUAUUACUGAGGUAAAUCAAAUUUGAAAGUUGGCCACGAGAAUUUUGGUGUUGUCAGUGGUUUUUUCGAAGUCUUCAAAUUUCCCGCUAAAAUUUCCACGUGUCAUUUGCGCCAGGAGAUCUGAUUUAAAAUUAGUAUUAUAAACCCAACACCAAACACCAAAAAUUGGUAUUUCGAAAUCCAGGAAAAGAAAAAAUAUUUAUAUGGCGUCAUCUUUUUUCUCACGACCGAAAAAAAUGAGAUGAAAUUUUGUGAUUUAUGACUGAAAGGAACAAAAAUUGCUGACCUGUGAAGAAAAAAUUAAAAAUUUGAAAGGAGUUAUUUUUUGAGCUGCAUCUGGGUCAACUUCAGACUCUUAACACACCUCGGCCAAUGCCAAUCCGUUGUAGGCUAGAAGAAAAAAUUUGAAAAAUAUAUAAAUUUCAGCUUCUCAGAGGUCCAAAAACUGAAAAUUCACGGUAAUCACACUCUUUAUGUAGCGAAUUUUCUGAAAUGAUCAAAAAUUCCCAUUUUCUCUACCGAAAAUACUGAAAACAUCCCCAAUUUUCCAGACAAAAAUGGCCGAACACGCGCCGUUCGAUUCCUGGUCAUUUUUCGCCGUCUUCGACGGACACGCCGGUUCACAAAUCGCCGAACAAGCCUCAAAACAGAUUGUGAAAAAUCUGCUGGCCACCGAACAAUUCACCGAGCUCACCAAAUUGAUGGAAGACGCGAAUUGUGGCGGAGAGCUGACGCCGAAAGCGCUGGAAUUAAUCGAGCACGGAUUGGUGAAGGGAUUUAUGGCAUUUGAUGAGAGCAGCAAAUCGGAUGAUAGUGUGGUAUGGAGGAUUUGCGGGAGAGAUGGGAUUUGUGGGAAAUUGAGAUUUUUGAUAUAAAGAUGAUAAGAAUGAGUGGAAAAAGCUUGAAAGCCAUGAAUUUUGACCAAAUUAUAUAGAAAAGGUCGCAUUUCGAUUUUAAAAAAGUCCUGAAUUCAAAAAAUGGCUGAAAAUUAUUCAAUUUUUAAAAACUUCGGAAUUCUUGAGCUUAAAAAAAUGACGAUUUUCAGAGUAAAAUUUUCGCGUUUUUUUGGCCAAGAAGAAAGACUAAAACCUGUCUGAAAAUCCCAUGUUUGUUCAAAAUUGACCUGAAAAUUCCUAAUUUUAGUGCUGAAAAUUUGUCCGAAAAUCUCACAUGCUUAACUUUGUCAGAAACUGAAAAAAUUCCAUUUUUUCAAAAAAUUGUUCACCGUUGAGCAUUUUUUUUGUUAAACCCAAGUAAUUAAAAUUCCUCAAAUUUUUAACCCUAAUUAUCACUCUACCUGUCAAAUGACCACUUAGUUUUAUCUAAAAAGUUCAAAAACCCUUUUGUCAUCAUUUUUUUUCAUUUGGUAGAAAAUUGUUAUGAAAUAAGUAUGGUUUUUGAUAAUUAUUAUUUGUAUUUUCUCCACUCGAGAAACAACAAAAAAGUUUUUUUUUCUGGUUUCGAAAUAUUUUUUUUUGUUUGCUGAAACAUGAAAAUGAUGAAUCAUGGCUGAAAAUGAGGGGAAAAUUGACAAAAAACCGGCCCGGAAAUUGAAUGAGGAAUGCGAAAAUUGGGAAUUUUUGACGCCGAAGUUCGAGAAGUAGGAAAUUUUUAGUGUCAUUUUUGACUGCCUCAAAAAUUGGAAAGUUAGGAGAAAUAUGUAUUUUGACGCCUUGACAAAUUUACUUUGAUAAUAAGCUUUUAAAAAUUACCCAAAAAUUAAUUUAACCCUAAAAGUUAGCGUAAAAUCACUAGGAAAAUUACCCUAGAAUUUGCUCAAAAUCCCUUAUUUUUUCCAGAACAAAAGUGGUUGCACAGCAGUAUGUGCCAUCGUCACACCAUCUCACAUAAUAAUCGGAAACCUCGGUGAUUCACGUGCCAUGAUUGCACAAAAACAAUCGGCUGUGUUUGGCACACAGGAUCAUAAACCAUAUUUGGAAAAGGAGAAAAAACGUAUAGAAGAGGCUGGUGGAAGUGUUUUGGUGCAACGAAUUAAUGGAAGUUUGGCGGUUAGCAGGUGAGCGUUUUGGGCCAAAAUCCAUUAGAAUUUGACCUGAAGAAAAUAGGUUUCAAAAAAUUAAUGUCAUAGUUUUUGGUUUUGAAAAUUUUGAUUCGUUAUCCUCAAAUGGUGUUAUGAAUGUAAAAAUCAAAUAAAUUUGAAAAAUUCACCCGAUUUUUGCAGAGCAUUUGGCGACUACGACUACAAAAAUCAUCCACUUUUAUCAGCCGAAAAACAAUUGGUGUCAGCCGAACCCGAUGUGUAUGUUCGAGAGCGAAAUCACGAAUCGGACGAGUUUUUGAUAUUGGCUUGCGAUGGAAUAUUCGAUGUGAUUGAUAAUCAUGAAUUGGCACAAUUUGUGAGAGGAAGAUUGAAUGUACAUACGAAUUUGGAACAGGUUCGAAUUUUUUGGGGGGAAUGAACGAAGAUUUUUGAACCGAGAAAUUCGAAAAACUUUUCUGAAAAUCUGAAUUUUCUAGUUUUUUUUUGAGAUUUUUAUUGAUUUUUUAAAACUGAGAUUUCGAAAACUGAAAAUUUGUAAAGUCCACGUUGCAAAAUGUGAAUUUCAAAAAAUAUCUUUUUAAAUUCAAAUUUUCAGUAGAAAUCUGAAAUUUAACCUGGAUUUUCCGAGAAAAAAAAAUUGAAUUUUGAAUUCUAAAGUUCAGAAAAAAAUUGAAUUUUGAAUUCUAAAAUUCUGAAAAAAAAAUUGAAUUUUAAAUUCUAAAUAAAUCCUCAUUUCUGAAAAAAUUUUUUCCAGGUCUGCGAUGAUGUUUUGGACGAAUGUUUGACGAAAGGAAGUCGUGACAAUAUGACAAUGAUUGUUGUGUUAUUUCCCUCUGCUCCAUCAAUUGAUCCAGUUCGACAAGCUAUCGAAACACAAUGGGUUGAAGAGGUUAAAAAGGUUAUACAUGGUGAGUUGGUUUUGGGUGGGAUAUUUGGAACUGAAAAUCAUAAAAAAAAGGUUUGAAACAUAAGAAUUUUUGAAAAUUUCCAGCUAGAAAUUGGGAAAAUUAAUUAUUUUGAGCCAAAAAAUUUAGCUUAAAAAUUAUUUUAUCUAUCAAAAAUUAUCGAGGUUGAACUGUAAUUGUUCCAUAUUCCCUCCAAAUCCCCAUAUUUCUCCAGAAAUCGCUGAAGAAACCACCGCCGCCGAAGAUUAUCAUCCAGAAGAUCAAGUAAAUGUGAAAAGUAUCGCCGAUCGAAUCGAGAUCAGCGGAAAAACGCCGAUUCCAAACGGUGUGCCAACUCACACCAUCUACACCCUAAUUGCUCAGGUUUUGACAAGUAGACAAAUUAAGCACAUUUAG